Molecule: messenger RNA, 974 nt
Organism: Sinocyclocheilus rhinocerous
Lineage: Eukaryota; Metazoa; Chordata; Actinopteri; Cypriniformes; Cyprinidae
Product: caspase activity and apoptosis inhibitor 1-like
Exons: 2
Coding region: 77-673 (198 amino acids)
Biological process (GO): regulation of apoptotic process
Source: RefSeq, a predicted model, not a curated record
UGCUUCCGGCUUCUCUGAUUGGACAGGUUGUUGUGUGACGUCAUUGGUGUGCGACGGCUGCUGCUGCAGUGGAGAGAUGCAGGAGGGAAAGAAAAGAGACAAAGAAAAGAAACGGGGACCCUGUGAUGGAGAGCACAGUGAUGGAGAGAUGAAGAAGAGGAAUACUGGAUCCAGCACGGAGGUGAGAGAGACGGAGAGACGGGUUCAUGAGCUUCACGGGGCUGUUGAAGCUCCGCGAGUGAUAUUGCGUUUAAUAAUCACCAGUCUCUCAGCGAAAUAUCGGUGUGUGUGUGUGUCCGGCGCAGGUUCUGGAGAAGACAGUGACGUUCUCAGCAUCAACGCAGACAUUGACGACAGUGACAUUGAGGGUCAUAAAGCGGUCGAAGCUGAAGAAGCGGCGCUCGGAGAUGAAGCUCUGCCUCCCAGUGCCGAGCCCAAAGUGGAGCUUCAGCACGACAUCGACAGAAGCGUGAGUGAAAUUCUGGCUCCAACGUCUGGCUCUGAGCCCGAAGAUCUGAGGGAAGCGUCGCCAGAAAAAGCAGCCGCUGAAGAAAGGGCUCCAGCGAAGCAGCCGUCGACUCAGCAGCUGGAGUUACUGGAGCUGGAGAUGAGAGCCAGAGCCAUCAAAGCACUCAUGAAAGCCAGCCAGAUCCAGAAACACACUCACUGCUGACGCUCAGACUCACAGUGUGCUGCCAGAUCCAGAAACACACUCACUGCUGACGCUCAGACUCACAGUGUGCUGCCAGAUCCAGAAACACACUCACUGCUGACGCUCAGACUCACAGUGUGCUGCCAGAUCCAGAAACACACUCACUGCUGACGCUCAGACUCACAGUGUGCUGAAGAGGGUCUGUGGACAUGUGGCUCAAAACUCCAGAAUCACUGGAACAAUGUCUCUCUGUUUGUCCUGAACCACACUGUUAGCUCCUAAAAGUUUAACAAGCGGUCACUGUGGAUCCAGAAUAUGGUUG